Molecule: messenger RNA, 890 nt
Organism: Anopheles cruzii
Lineage: Eukaryota; Metazoa; Arthropoda; Insecta; Diptera; Culicidae
Gene: Rpp25
Product: ribonuclease P protein subunit p25-like protein
Exons: 3
Coding region: 116-889 (257 amino acids)
Biological process (GO): tRNA 5'-leader removal
Cellular component (GO): ribonuclease MRP complex
Molecular function (GO): RNA binding
Source: RefSeq, a predicted model, not a curated record
CGCAGAUUUGUUUAGUAAAGUUUAUUAAUUUCCCAGUUUUAUCAGUUUAUCAACCGUAUUACGGACUUCCUACGAAUCGGGAAGAGAACGUCGGCUCGUAGCCGUUGACCACACGAUGAUGCACUAUAAAAAAGGAAAGAAUGUGGAGCAAGAGCUGUCACAGGAGCAGAUUCCGAUCGAAGUGCUACCGGAGCGGUUCCUGUGGAUGCACGUGAAGGGUGGUUCGUCGGUCAAGAAUCUGACCGAACACGCCAAGCAAGCGCUUACCGACGGGUCGUACCGGUCUGUAGUGUGGAGCGGUUCAGAUGGCGGUGUUGGGAAGACGAUAAGUUGCGCCGAAAUACUGAAGCGUGACUUUGAACUACAUCAAGUGACACGGAUAUGCUACAGAAAAGUGGAAGAAUUUUGGGACCCUCUACAGGAAGGCUUGGAGCAGAUAGUGGCCAAACGGAAUAUUCCCUGCGUACACAUACUGGAGUCACUGGAUGCGAUCGAUGCCGGAACACCAGGCUACCAGCAUUCGAAAUCACAAGCCGGAUUCUGGGUAGAAGCCGUCGGGGUUGAUGGAACGACAAAGCGACCUCAGGGCCAGCGCCGCCCCAGGGAUGGUGAGAAAAAGGGAAACUAUUUCACCGGACCACAGCUGAAGAAAAAGGCCAACCGCCACUACGGUAACGGACGGCAAGAUGACGAAGCCGGUGCGCCUAACGGCAGCCAGCAGCAGCGACGGGACCGGUCAGUGGACAAAGGAAAGGCGAAACCCCCGGGUGGUAACACUCCGGGAGACGGAUCGCGAAAAAAGGGCAAACCAAAAGAUGGCAAUCGGAAUAAUCCGAAAAAUGGAAGUCAUGAAGCAGCGGCAACCUCCACCGGCCAGCCGAAAGAUUAAU